GGGGCGGCCCUUGGCCAGGAGCCUGGCAGCCGGGCGGGCCAACCCUUUCUCAGCAGAGAUCCCUGGCACAGACACAUGGCGGGCGACAGCGAGCAGCGGCUCCAGGGCCAAGGCCAGGGCGAGAGGAGCCAGGGCCAGAGCGGAGAGCCUUUCCUGAUCGGAGUCAGCGGCGGUACAGCCAGCGGCAAGUCCUCUGUCUGUGCCAAAAUUGUUCAGCUGUUGGGCCAGAAUGAUGUAGACCAUCACCACAAGCAAGUUGUGAUUCUGAGUCAAGACAGCUUCUAUCGGGUACUCACCACUGAGCAGAAAGCCAAAGCCCUCAAGGGGCAAUUCAACUUUGACCACCCAGAUGCAUUUGAUAAUGAGCUGAUCGUCAAAACACUCAGGGAGAUCAUGGAGGGGAAGACUGUUCAGAUACCUGUUUAUGACUUUGUGUCCCAUUCUCGCAAAGAAGAGACUGUAAGUGUGUAUCCUGCUGACGUGGUUCUGUUUGAAGGAAUUUUGGCUUUCUACAGCCAGGAGGUCCGGGACCUUUUCCAGAUGAAGCUCUUUGUGGAUACUGAUGCAGACACACGGCUCUCCCGAAGGGUUCUUCGAGACAUCAGUGAGCGUGGCAGGGACCUCGAGCAGAUCUUAUCUCAGUAUAUUACAUUCGUCAAGCCAGCCUUUGAAGAAUUUUGCUUGCCUACCAAGAAAUAUGCUGAUGUGAUUAUCCCAAGAGGGGUGGAUAACCUUGUGGCCAUCAACCUGAUUGUGCAACACAUCCAGGACAUCUUGAAUGGAGGCCUUGGCAAGCGGCAGCCCAAUGGGUACCUGAAUGGCUGUACUCCUCCCCGCCAACGACAGCCCUCAGAAUCAAGCAGCCGGCCGCAUUGACCUCGACGAUGCCAGGAGGUCCUGCACUGUUGCUCCUCUUGGCCUUUGCCCUGUAUUUAAGACCUUCCCCCACCUGCCGGGAUUGAGUGCCUGUCUGCUGCGGAGAUUAGUGCGUCCCUACUGAAAGAGGAUCUUCUCUUCCCUGGCCAGAUAUUGCCUGCCUGCAGUGCCUUUGCUCCAGAGUCCACAAGGAAGGGCUAAAUCCCUCAAUAAGCUGUAGUGUGCAAUGGCAAGAUGAUGCCUCAGUCUGGCUGGUGAGACCGUGCAAUUACGAAGUGUUACCUGAUGCAUGCAAUGGAAUUGAAACAGAACCGGGUGGCCAAAAGAUUAUGUCAUUAGCUAAAUGUUACACCUGAACCUUAAUUUUAUAUUAUGAAUAAGAAAGGAAAGAAUACUGGCAGAGGGUGCUGUUGUUAUUUCCAUUUCUCAGAAAUAUGUGUCAUAUCCAGUCUUGUUUUGGUGGGUUUGAGGAAGAGAGCAGAGAUGGUGAGAAGAAGACAAGAGGUUCCAUCCCAUUUUCAGCAAUCUCACAAUACAAACAGGCAAUGCCACUUUUACCCCAUCUCAACUCCCACACCAAAACUGCUUUUUUUUUUGUUGUCUCAGGAGUGACUUGAGAAACUGCAAGUCGCUUCUGGUGUGAGAGAAUUGGCCGUCUGCAAGGACGUUGCCCAGGGGACGCACGGAUGAAUUGAUGUUUUUAUCAGCCUUGUGGGAGGCUUCUCUCAUGCCCCCGCAUGAGGAGCUGGAGCUGACAGAGGGAGCUCAUCCGCCUCUCCCCGGAUUCGAACCUGUGACCUGUUGGUCUUCAGUCCUGCCAGCACAGGGGUUUAACCCACUGCGCCACGGGGGGCUCCACCAAAACUGCUUAAAUGCCAGAAUUUAAAUACUUGUUUUUCAGCUUGUUAGCUAAUCUUGACAUGUGAGGCUAAAUCAUUUUGAUUUUUCCUUGUUCUUCAGC
This is a messenger RNA of Anolis sagrei ordinatus, 1837 nucleotides long. It is a transcript of the gene UCK2, whose product is annotated as uridine-cytidine kinase 2. NCBI's taxonomy places the organism in Eukaryota, Metazoa, Chordata, Lepidosauria, Squamata, Anolidae. Gene Ontology annotation, cellular component: cytoplasm. Gene Ontology annotation, molecular function: ribosylnicotinamide kinase activity; ATP binding. The record is from RefSeq and is a predicted model, not a curated record.